ACUGCUUUGCCUUUCUUCCGAAACCGUGCUAUAUUGGUGAACGGUGACAGUAGCAGUAAAAGCCAGGUUACACAUGAGGAAACUCACGCUAGACUUGCAACUAAUCAGCCUGAGUUAGCCUACGUUUAUCACUGGGCUUCGAGCGAGAAGGCAAAAGGGACAACCAUGGAAAAAGUGAAAGAGCUUCUCCGGGGAGGGGAGCUGGACCGCCGGACUGCGGCACUGCUGACGGGUGCUGCCUGCGGUGCCGGAGCCCUGGCGGUGCUGCUGGUCCGGAAAGUCACCAGCCGACAGACGAAGGAGAAGAUCCAGAGAGCCAGAAACCGGAGGACCGAGAGCCUGCAGCGGGCAGAGCAGGCUGUGCUCCGGUACAAGGAGUCGCAUCCAACAACCGACUCUGCUGUCAUCUUGACGUUGUCCCUAUCUGAGUUGACAGAGCAACUCCAGAAAGGCUCGCUGAGCCCUGAGGAUGUGUUUUACUCCUAUAUGGAAAAGACUCUGGAUUUAAACAAAAAGCUGAACUGCUGCACAGGGAUUUUGCUGGAGAGUUUUGACCAGCUAAAAACUAUUGGCUCCAACAAGGAAGGUCUCUUGUAUGGAGUACCAGUUAGCAUCAAAGAAAACUUUGAAUGCAAGAAUCACGACUCUACCUGUGGUGUGGUCGUUAAUCUGGACCAGCCUGCCCAUAAGGACAGCGUGAUUGUUGAAGUUCUGAAGAGACAAGGGGCUAUCCCCUUUGUGAAAACCAACAUACCCCAAGGCCUUUUAAGUUAUGAAUGCAGUAACCCCAUUUAUGGGCUGACCGUGAACCCCCAUAAUCUACAGAAGACCUCUGGAGGUUCGUCUGGUGGGGAGGGGGCUCUCAUUGGGGGAGGAGGCUCUCUGCUUGGUUUAGGUAGUGAUAUAGGGGGCAGCAUCCGUAUCCCUGCCUCUUUCUGUGGGAUCUGUGGUUUCAAGCCAACUGCGGGACGGCUAAGUUCACAGGGUUUGACAGCCAUUUAUCGAGGGCAAAAGUCAGUGCUGUCAUCUCCUGGACCCAUGGCGAGGGAUGUGGACAGUCUGGCUCUGUGUAUGAAGGCUCUGCUGUGCGACCACAUGUUUUCCCUGGAUCCCACUGUUCCACCCAUACCUUUUAAUGUGCAGAUAUACCAGAGCUCCAAACCUCUUAGGAUCGGCUACUUUGAAAGUGACGGCUACAUGCAAUCGUCUCCAAGCAUGGCCCGAGGCAUCAGAGAAGUCAAAGCACUGUUAGAGCAAGCAGGCCACACUUUGGUGCCCUACAGUCCUCUGAAGAUCGAUCACGUUGUCACUGAACUGAUGCUAAGGGGUAUUCUUGCAGACGGAGGCACCAACCUGCUACAGAAACUGAAAGGAGGCCCUCUGGACCCCUGUCUGAGAGCACAGAUUUACCCCUUAUAUAUUCCCAAGUGGUUGAAGAAAACCCUCUCAUUCCUCCUAAAGCCGCUGGCACCUCGUGUGUCUAACUUCCUCAGUGUGAGCUGUGGAGUUGGAUCUGUUCCAGAUCUGUGGAAGCAGCAUGCUGCUGUUGAGGACUACAUUUGUGAAACGAUAGCGGAGUGGAGAAGAUGCAACAUUGAUGUGCUGCUGUGCCCUAUGAUUGGACCAGCCUUCAACUUCUUUUACUGUAGCAAGAAUAACGCUAUGGUCUCGUACACAAUGCUUUACAAUCUCCUCACCUUUCCUGCCGGUGUAGUUUGUGUUUCCACUGUGACAGCAGAGGAUGAGGAGAAACUCAAGGACCAUAAGGGCAUUUAUCAGGACUGCUUAGACAAGGUCUUCAAACAGGCUGUAUCUGGAGGCGAGGGUCUGCCCGUGGGGGUGCAGUGUGUCGCUCUGCCGUGGCAGGAUGAGCUCUGCCUGCGCUUCAUGAAGGAGGUGGAACAACUGGUCAAACAGAGCAGAGAGUAAAACCUGGUGGCCACAAGUGGGAACUUCAGUGGCUUCAGGUUAAAUUUUCUUUGAGUACAACAAGUGUAUUGAUUGUGAAAACACAAACAAUGAGCCAGACUCCAAAAUCAAUUUUGAUGAAGACACUCUUUGAAGUAGUGAAUAAUAACUGCACAAAUCAAUAUUGCUGUUAACCAUAUUGAAACAAACUGAAAUAUGAGUAAAAGUCAACACAAUUAUUAUUUCUUUAGAAAAGGUGGUUGAGUAUUUUAAAAUCUUAAAUAGUUUGUGUUUCACUCUUGUUCUCAGACAUUUUCAGCUCUUUGGCUUUUUGAACUUUAAUAAAGAUAGACUAAAUGGUAACUUUUAAACUAAAGACAAUAGUCAAGUUCAUCAGCACGGUAUCCUUUUGUGUUUGUGUUUGCCUUAUUCCUUAACAGACCAAGAUUUUAACAAUUCAUUUAAUUUGUGUUGUGCUUAUAAGAGUCUUAUAAGUAAGUGUGUCACUAAUUAUUAUAAUUACAUGAUCCUUAUGUUUUUUUUUUUUUUUUUUUUCUUUUGCUAAGUUCAGGAUCCGAUUUGUACUUCAUUAGCAGGUGUCAAAUAAGUGUUUGUUCUGUUUUAUCACAACUGACAUUGUUUAAAAUUUCACGCAGUAUGGCAUAAAUAGGACCUGCAUGAUGUAGAACAAAUUGAAUUCACAUCACCAUUAGGCAAAGAGGCACCGUGACCACAUGUGGUAAAUAUUUAAAAUUAGAAUUUAUAACAAACAUGGAUAAUAAUAUUUUCUCGUUGAUCAUGUCUGUCUCUUUGUAAAAUAACUGACAGCCUAUUAUGAUAUGAUGUCUGAGAAUAAAACAAAGCAGCUGAUUUCUCACAGAGGAACCACCACUGUUAUUUGUUUUCACACUAG
Molecule: messenger RNA, 2821 nt
Organism: Xiphias gladius (swordfish)
Lineage: Eukaryota; Metazoa; Chordata; Actinopteri; Istiophoriformes; Xiphiidae
Product: vitamin D3 hydroxylase-associated protein
Exons: 16
Coding region: 166-1929 (587 amino acids)
Biological process (GO): fatty acid catabolic process
Molecular function (GO): fatty acid amide hydrolase activity; amidase activity
Source: RefSeq, a predicted model, not a curated record